UUCGCGGUUCUCUGCUGCCCGUCGUACCAUUCAUUCGCAGAACAAUCGUAAACCGCAACGGAAGUGUUCGGUUAUUAUCCGCCAGUGGUUUAUCCCUCCCAACUACACGGGAGAAGAAAAGUCGAUAGGGGUUUAAUUGAGGUGCAAAGAAAACUUGAAAAUUCGUUGAUCAAAAUGUGAACUAUUGCACGUUUAGGCAACAAAUUAGGUACUUUGAAACAGAGCGUUGAACUGUUGAACUGUGUAUUACAAGUGAAAGAAGACGAUCGAGUUGUUGUACGAGAAAGAUCAUAUAAAAACGAUCGGUUCGUGAAUGUGUGUUGGUGGGCAGCAAAGCCCAAAUCAAAACAAAGCCCUUGCACAGAAACAGGUUCUUGGCGUGUUGACGCUGAGUUUGAAAGCAUAAGGCUUCGCCGGGUUUUGGAUUGCGGUUGGAACAAAGAAGAGAGUUUCAUAGCGGACGGAUAUUCUGCAGUGGGCAGAAGAAUCAAGCGGUUUAACAGAGAUCAGCAUCCGAUCAGUUUAAGUGAAUUAAAGCUACAUAUUCCUCCGAAUGUUGUGAAAUGUGCAAAUACGCUUUGCUUUUCUGUGCCAUCCUGUUCCUCAUCGUAGGGUAGAAGUGUACGGAGCUAAGAUACACAGUUAUCAGAUAGCCCACCAAAGCAACGUUGAACGUGGAAGCAUAAUCGUGAAGCGACCAGGAAAAUAUUCUACGCAACACUGUGAGCAGUUGCUGUAACUAGUUGGGUUGAUUGUACUAAAGUUCUUCGUCGUAAACAAAGCCUCAACAUGAACAGCAUAGUGAGCUUGUUCAGUAAUUUUAAGGAGUUUUACAGUGAAAUCAAUGGAGCCACACUAACUGGUGCCAUCGAUGUAGUAGUGGUGGAGCAACCGGAUGGUUCCUUCGUGAGUUCGCCGUUCCACGUGCGGUUCGGGAAACUCGGAGUGCUGCGCAGCCGUGAGAAGGUGGUCGACAUCGAGGUAAAUGGCGAGCCGGUUGAUCUACAAAUGAAACUAGGGGAGUCUGGUGAAGCAUUCUUCGUGGAAGAAUGCGCCGAAGACGAUAGUGAAGUUCCGGCCCAUAUGGCCACUUCACCCAUUCCCAGCCACUCGUAUUUGAGCAACUAUGAGGAAAGCGUACAAAGGAACGAUGGAUCCGGUGGGCCCAUUUUUAAAGCACUAGAAGCAAUUGAGGCCGCUGGAGCCACUGGUGAAGGAGUAGCUGUAGGGCCUACGACUGAAAUCGACGAGGGCGCUGUCAUGUUGAUGGUGACGAGUCAGACCGGGACGCUCGAAGCUGAUAGCGUUGUGGAGAAAGAAAUAUUGCCACGAUUACGGCGGAACUCGGUUGAUCUUUCGAACGAAAAUCCCGAACUGGAGCGGGCAAAAUUCGAAAACCAAAGAUCCGAAUACAGCCAUCGGCGUCACACGGACAACCUUACCAACCGGCCGGAUCUUUCACUGACAAAGAAGGAGUACACCACGCAGAAGCUGCGGCAAGAACUGAACGCCGCUGCCGAGGCUGCGGAACAGGAACAGAUCUUCCACAUGGAAGGUUUGGACGAUGGUCACCUUGAUGUGGUUCCAAGCGGACAGGUGACGAAUGCUGCUGAAUGGAAAAACAGCACACCACUUCCGUUAGUCACCGGUACGCCUGAUCAGUUGGUAAAGGAUAUACGUUUUAAACCAAUCGAUGCUCAACCAACCACUGAGGCCGGACCGUCUGGUCAAGCGACCGAAGUUGUCCCGGUGGCGGUGUCAACUACGCAAUCAGCUGUGUGUGGAGACGGAACAGCAGACUCAAAAUCGAAAAAGAAGCGCAGGAAGAAGUCACUGAUGAAGAAGAAAAACACACAACGGAAAAAUUCAGCCAGCAGUAGCUCUGGCGCUGGGUCGAACCAUUCCGAUCCGAAUGAAGGAACGGAGACAGACAGUCUAACGGCGUCGCAGGUGACGGUUUCGUCGACCAGUGGCAGCUCACUGCCGAAAGAGGACGCUGCCGAGGGUGUCGAUCAGGAGGUCCCGGAUAUUAGCGAUCCAAUCAAGAAGGAGGGCAACGAUAGUCCCGUACUCGAUUGCCCUGCCAUGACGUCUAGUCAUCAUGCGGAUCUAGACAUUCAUUUCUUCAGUGAUACGGAUAUUGGAACAGGCGUAAGCCCGCAACAGUCGCGUCCUUCCACUCCUAUUCAAAGCGACACCGAGUUUGAGAUGUCACUGCGCGAAAAACCCGUAACGGAGGAAGAGCGUCUGAUGUACGGCAACUCGUGGAACUGGGGAGAAUUGCCGACGCAGGUAGAUCCGAAGGGGGUUGAUGCGGAGGCCGGCAAGCAGGCACAGCACAAUUCGAUGCUGACUGGACUGAUGAGCUUGAUGAAAUACAAUAACAAGAAAAAGCGCCAGAGUGUUCCAGAUGGGAUGUACCUGUCGGAUUUGGAUAAGCUAAACGAACCGGAGAUCGCCCAACUGUAUUUUCCAUCGUUCCCGAAACUGAAACAACACCAGCAACAGGGUCAGCGUGGCAGUGGCGGAAGUGGUGAUGACGAAGAUCGUGAGAGCGGUAAUGGUACGUCUAUUCCGCAAAGUCCUACCUCGAUGGAAGAUGGUCCCGGUGGUAAAGAUUCCGACUUUGACGAGCGCGAUCAUCUCGCAACGGGUAACACGAAAAAUAGUAUGGUCGACCAAUCGAUCGAUUCCUUCGCUUUGUCUCUCUGUGGCGGAUUGAUCGGUGCAGAAGGUUCGUCGGGUCCUACCGAUGAACAGUUCGAGCGCCACCGUCUGCAAUACGCUAACGUAUUGGCCGAUCCCAGUGUGUUCAAGUCGCCCGAUCUGGUGGUACGUAUCAAUGGCAAGUACUAUAGUUGGGAAGUGGCCUGUCCACAGGUCAUGACCAUUCUAGCGUUCCAGUGUGGACUGCCAAACGAGCUGUUGGCUAACGCGAAGCAGAAGCCGGGCAAUGGUUCGGGAAUAGAAGAGGACAAAAAAGAGGAACCACUGCAACAAGCACAGCAGCAGCAGCCACAGCAGCCGAACGCUGGAGGACGUUGGUGGUACUGGCGCCGUUCAAAUGAAUCCAAACCGGCCCCAGCAGGUACACCGCAGACUCCAACUACACCGACUGCACCUGUGGAAGAAUCUGGUGACGGUCCGGAUGGUAAAACCUCUGCAGCAGUGGGUACGCAAACAUCACGCUCGAACUCGCCAGAAGAUGAAAGCCACGAAGGAGGAAUGGACGCGACUGUACCGACGUACAAAAAUGUGUCGAAAAACGAAGACGGAUAUAAUGGUUCGCUAUCGUCGGAAGAUUCUGAGCUAGCAAUGGAAAAAUCUGUAGGUGGCAUCCUUAUUGACAACAGCAGCGAGAAGACUCUGUAUCUGCUGGGUUGUGGAGAAAAGUACCGAAAAACGCUGCGCCUUUCUUCGGAGCGCAUUAAGGAGCUGAACCUUCUGGAUGGUAUGAACAAGAUCGAGUUUAGCGUAACCACUGCCUAUCAGGGAACGACGCGAUGCAUGUGCUAUCUGUUCAAGUGGAAGCACAAUGAUAAGGUAGUCAUUUCCGAUAUUGAUGGAACUAUUACUAAAUCGGAUGUGCUUGGUCACAUUCUGCCCAUGGUUGGCAAGUCUUGGGACCAGAUCGGUGUGGCGCAACUUUUCUCGAAGAUUGAGGAAAAUGGGUAUAAAAUGUUGUACCUAUCCGCACGGGCCAUCGGACAGGCCAAGACAACGCGUGGCUAUCUGCAGUCGAUUCGUCAAGGGGAUGUAAAACUGCCGGAUGGUCCUUUGCUGCUCAAUCCAACCUCCCUAAUGUCCGCUUUCCAUCGUGAAGUGAUUGAGAAGAAGCCUGAGCAAUUUAAAAUUGCCUGUCUGAAUGACAUUCGCGAUCUGUUUCCGGAACGAAAUCCAUUCUACGCCGGAUACGGUAAUAGGAUCAAUGAUGUAUGGGCGUACCGUGCCGUUGGCAUUCCGACGUCGAGAAUCUUCACCAUCAAUCCUAAGGGAGAGUUGAAGCACGAGCUAACGCAAACAUUCCAAUCGACCUACGCCAACAUGGCUUACAUCGUGGAUCAGCUGUACCCGCCGAUCAAACACAUCGAGGAGGAAGAUAACGAGUAUACUAGCUUCAACUACUGGCGAGAACCAGUGGCUGAGAUUGAUUUCAACGCUUGUGACAUAUCCAGCCCCUCCUUACCAUCAUCGGGCUCUGUGUCGUACCCGUCCGCGUUAGCUUCUUCUGGCAAGAUUACUCCCACGGCAACACUAAUUCAGCAAGCCUUGCCAACCAUUCCCGAGAACUGAGAUAAGCAAGGAACCUUAAAACAUCCCGCAUCUUCAUUAUAAGAGAUCCCCAUACCAACAGAGCACGAGUAAAUCUUAAAACCAAAUCCUUUAAUAGGCUCAAACUGGUGCAGAUAGAGAAAAACAGCUUCAGGAAAGACGGUAACGUUUCUAAACAGAACAGAAAAGGUUGGAAAGGAAAAAGAACAAGCUAAGCUAAGAAACCAAUGUUCGGUACAAUAAUUAUAAUAAUAAUAAUAAUAAUACUAUUCAUACAAUAUAUCGUAAGCUUGAACGAGUGCUUUGGAAUGGCGAGGAUACUCACCAAUCUGAUCGCGUUGCUUCCAUUUCGCUUUAGGUUGGAUUGUUUAUGUUUCACAAACAGCAAUAUGGUCCAAAGGAAUUGUGUUAGCAUAGGUCAAAUCAGAGGUUACAUACAAAGCAGAGGCUUGAGCAGAUGAGCUUGACGAAGUGAAGACGUGACGCCUGCCAGUGAAUGUUUAGUAUGUAAGAAGAUGGGAAAAUAAGAGUUAGUAUGCAAAGCAUCAGAAAAGAGACAAAAGGUAGCAGUUAACGAAUGGUGCUCCUAGUAAUGAGCCAUACUACGGAGAGCUAGCUGUGAUUGAAGGCAGUGAUAGAACUAAACGGAACUGUCCUACCGGGUGUGCUAAGUUACAUAUGUAGAAGCAGGAAUUCAGCUUAGCAGAUUGUACCAUGAUUGUACUCAUCGUUUCCGGCCGCACCGGGAACGAACCACAGAAGGACCGAUCCUAGCGAACUGCACAGAAGGAACACGAUAGAAAGAGCUUCGUGAAUCAGUAAAAAUGAAAAUAUCAUUCUGCUGAUUCAGUCCUGGCUGUGGCGUAAUAGGGAGCAGCAAAGCAAACAAAAGUAUGUGAUAAUUUUUUUCUAUUUAUUUGGCUUUGUUCAUUUUUAGCAUUUCUUAGCAAGUUUGUUUAUUUUUUAAUUCUAAAUAGUGUCUAUUUAAUCGCCUAAUGUUGUUAAGUAAAUGCGAAACGUUGAUUGACAGCAUUAGAUAAAGCUGCCCACGCUUACGGGAUCGCAAAGGAAGCGAAAAAAGACAGACGCAUAGAGUUGUAAAAAAAGGAAUAGAACAAUCGGUAUUUAGUUGCAUUGUUAUGCAGGAAGAGACAUCAGCAUUGUGGGUGCAAGUUUUGUUCGAUUAUCGCUUUUACCCGAUCGUUUAGUUCGUGGUUUUAUUUCAUUGCAUCAUGUUUUGGUUACCUUUUCUUUAGCAAUAAAUUAUUAUGCGAUCGGUUCGGAUACUAGCGAAUCGUGCACAAGAGGAA
Molecule: messenger RNA, 5582 nt
Organism: Anopheles funestus (African malaria mosquito)
Lineage: Eukaryota; Metazoa; Arthropoda; Insecta; Diptera; Culicidae
Gene: Lpin
Product: phosphatidate phosphatase LPIN3
Exons: 5
Coding region: 790-4293 (1167 amino acids)
Biological process (GO): cellular response to insulin stimulus; triglyceride biosynthetic process; fatty acid catabolic process
Cellular component (GO): nucleus
Molecular function (GO): transcription coactivator activity; phosphatidate phosphatase activity
Source: RefSeq, a predicted model, not a curated record